This is a messenger RNA of Cucumis sativus (cucumber), 2646 nucleotides long. RefSeq lists its product as uncharacterized. The coding region runs from base 85 to 1047 and encodes 320 amino acids. NCBI's taxonomy places the organism in Eukaryota, Viridiplantae, Streptophyta, Magnoliopsida, Cucurbitales, Cucurbitaceae. The record is from RefSeq and is a predicted model, not a curated record. The transcript has 11 exons.
UAUUAUUAUGGGAAAGCUUUUCUCAAACCAACAAAAAUUUUAGUGGCUGACGCAAACAACACCAGAUUCUCAACUCUCACUCCAAUGGCUUCUCUUCACCUUCUUCAACCUCUAACCUUUCUGUCUUCCCAUUCCGUCCCUCUCUUUUCCCAAUAUUCCAAUCCAAUCAGUUUCAGACCCUCCUUCCCGAAAAAGCCCUUUCCACUGAAGAAAUCCCUCACUCUUUCCUUUGCUCUAACCGAGUCUGACUCCCCCAAGUCCUUACAACCCAACCCCGAGCUUCUCCUUCAAGAAUUGGCCGACAGUUUUGAUCUUUCAAGAGAUUACUUUGAAAAGCUUCCCCGUGAUCUUCGUCUUGAUCUCAACGAUGCUGCUUUUGAUCUUUCUAAUGGACCCGUUGUUGACGAGUGUGGUCAAGAGAUGGGAGAAAUAUUGCUAAAUCUCUCCCGAGCUUGGGAAGCCGCUGACACCUCCACUUCACAUGCUUUAGUAAGCAAGUUCCCUACGUUGGUGCAAUCCUUGACAGACAAUUACAAGUCAGGAUUUGGCAAGCGUUUGAUAUCUGCUGGAAGAAGGUUCCAGUCAAUGGGACAGUACGGUCAGGGUGAACUACAGAAGAUUGCCGAAGUAAUGAAUACAACUGGAAAGCUUCUGUCUGCAUUGUCUACUCCUAAAGUAGCUGAAGAGCCCAAGAUCGAAACCAGAAUGUUUAAGUUUGGAGAGCUUCAAGUUGAACUGACUGCUGAGAAGGCAAACAUCGGUGCAGCAAUUGGUUUUGUUUUUGGAGUAAUUUCAUGGCAACUGAGUCAGGGUGUCCAAAGUGUUAGUGAGAGUUCUCUGCAGUAUGCAAAUGAAAAUGCUUUACUUCUAGCCAAGUCUUUGAGAGGCGCUCUACUUGCGGUUUCAUACUCAUCGGCUGUUUUGUCUGCUUUCACUACCGUGGGAUUAAUCUUACUUGCUAGACAACUGAAAUCAAAGGAAGAUGCUUGCUUGGUGAAGACUUCCAUUCGAAGAGAAAAAUACAAUCAAUACGACCCAAGGGCUUAAAUGUUUAUCACACUCUUUCGCUGGGUUGCAGCUACGUGGAGAAUAGGCUCAAUGUAAUUAAAAAAUUUCCAUCAAUUCUACGACACAUAACGAGUCUUCCAAUGCCAGAUUACACAGUAAGCAAAAGACAUCCCAUACCAAAUCACGUAUAGCAAGUAUGAGACAUCCUAUUUUAAAUCAAUCACAAAGCAAGAAUAAGACAUCCCACAUCAGAACAUAACCAAUGUGAGGAAUCUCUUGCAUAGGGUACAAAAGAUCCUAUUAUUUCAUCAUUCUAGUUCAUGUUAAAUCUAGGGGCAUUAAAAUACCCGAUAACCCGACUAACAUGGAUUACCCAACCUAAACCGUAAGGGUUGACUUGGGCAGAUUUUGGUCGAGUUUACCUAACCCGACCCAGUUAUAAUAUAUAUAUAUAUAUAUAUAAAAACCCUAGAUAUGUGUCAUAACCAUUUAGCCCCUUUGCAUUUGAACCUUCCGACUUUCGUUCGACAUUUGAAGUUUGCAGUUUAAUUCACAUGCAUCUUGCCACUCAAACUACGAAAUAUGUACCACCUCUACCUCCCAAGUCCAAAUGAAAGAGGCCUAAUAAACAAACUUCUUCUAUGUGGGAUCGUUUCACAAAAAUGGAAGUGAGUGCUAACGAUGUAGCUAGGUGCAAGUGUAACUAUUGUGGCAAGGAUUAUGCAUGUGAUAGUAAUAGUUAUGGAACUAGAACUUUGUGGAAGCAUUUAAGAAUUUAGUGUAAGAAGUACCCAUAUAGACAAGAAGAUAAAAGAUAAACCACCUUAACUCUUAUACCUACAAACACUACAAGAAAUUAUGGAUCUCCCAACGUCGCUUUACACCGUCAAAAUAUAUGGUGUCAAGAGUUAGGGCCUCUCUCGACACAUAAACUGGGGUGUUUGGAGAGGCAAGAAUUUUCGACGCCUUACUUAAAGCGUCAGAAAUUCUUGGAUAUAUUUCGAUGCUUUAUGUAAAGCAUCAAGAGUUCUUGGAUAUAUCCCAACGCCUUAAGUCUUUCGAGAAUUCUUGGAUAUAUCUCGACGCUUAAAGUAAAGCGUCGAGAAUUCUUGCAUAUAUCUCGACGCUUUAAGUAAAGCAUCGGGAGUUAGUCUUUUUAAACACCCCCCCCCCCCCCCCCUCACAGAUAUGUGAAGAAGGGUAAAGGGAUGGGUAGAAAUGGAGUGCGCUAGGGUUGCUCCUCCACCAUCAGGGUCGGCGUUAGCGUCACUAUUAGUGCCAAUGCGUUGUCGUCAUCAUUGGUCGCCUUGUCCGCCGCCUCCACUCCCUCAAUCUUCGUCUCUGUCACGACCUCUUGGUUGGAGUUAAUUCAAAGUUUAAAAUCCUAAAUAUAAACCCCUUUCAAUUUGUUCUUAAUUUUCUUUUCUAUCAGUGAGUUUUUUUAUUUUUUAUUCUCAACUCUCCAAUAUUUCUUCUUGAUUUAUGUAUUUGUUAUAUCCAAAAGUUUGAAAUAGGUUGUAAUGGUUCUUCAUGUUCUUGGCAACAAUGGUGAGUUUCUAAAGUAUUAUUUUUAUUUUUCUUGUUCUUUACUUAUUGCUAGUAUGUCUUCAUGGUUUGAAUUUUUGACUGAAUCCUUGU